Molecule: messenger RNA, 823 nt
Organism: Kockovaella imperatae
Lineage: Eukaryota; Fungi; Basidiomycota; Tremellomycetes; Tremellales; Cuniculitremaceae
Exons: 3
Coding region: 121-606 (161 amino acids)
Source: RefSeq, a predicted model, not a curated record
UUUAUUUACGCGGCACUUCCUACUUAUAAACUGAUUGGUUUUCAUCCAAUCCAUACAUCCCUACCAUCUCGUCCAGACCCGCCGAAUCAGAUCUCGAGAAUAUCUCUCAACCGUCUGAACAUGCUCUCUGCGGAAACCACGAUCAACGCCCCUCCACACGUAGUCCGAGAAGUAUUUCUUGACUUCGAGAGGAUACCGACAUGGCACAACCAAAGACCAUUCUUCGAGUCAAUACAAGUCACAGGUCCCUCACGUUUGAAUGGCUCUGAAUGUCAGAAAGGUGACAAGAUGGCCGUCAAGAUACCAGGUAUGAAUUUCACGCCCACUGUUCAGGAGAAUGAACCAGAAAACUUUCGAUGGCUCGGAUCACUCCCAUACAUCCUCACCGGCCCACACGAUUUCUUCUUCCGCCCUGAUCCUUCUGGAGAUGCCAACAAGACAUUGUUCAGACAAGAGGAGAACUUUACCGGUCUCUUGAGCUUCAUGUUCGAUAAUCCGAAUAGCACGAGGGGCAAAGGCACGAUUGAAGGCUGGCAACGAUUCAAUGAGGAUAUUAAGAAGGAGGCAGAAAGGGUGUGGGCCGACAAGCAGGGUGCCGUUGCUUAACCCGAAGGUAACGAUACAAAAUAUUCAUCAUCGGGUAUCACUUGGUGCCUUACAUGUUGUAGUACUAUCUAAUCAGAAUAGAUGCGAGAAUAUGUAUCGAAGUACCAUCGUCGGAUCCGUCACGGGUCUGAAGGUUAUGAGGAUUUGGAAACAUUGGACUUCACGACAGACUUUGCUUAAUCAAUACCACACACUCAGUGUACAGCAUGCAUCCGCG